AUGUACUACCGUUGCAGAUAUGGGCGAGAGUUACGACGUGACAAUAACAUUACGAACGGAGAAUUCCAAUUAGAUAAGCCGACUGGGGCCUCGGAGCACGUGUCCAAUGGACGGGCGGCCGCUAGUGUCAAUAAUAUUAUGUGCUGCGGCAUCCUCCCGAUUAAAAAUAGCGCGGGCAAACGCUGUCUCGUGCGGGGCGCCGCGCUAUCGCGGGGUUAUCGCUGGGCGGGAAGAUUCCACCGCAAACAGCGGGGAUGCAGGGCUGCCCGCGGCGUGCAGGGCUGCCACCGCCUUACUUGUCCAAGGGCCGAUGCAACGCCCGUCCACGCGCGUCUGCGUGGU
Messenger RNA from Iphiclides podalirius (scarce swallowtail), 342 nucleotides. The record is from the annotation of a GenBank genome assembly. NCBI's taxonomy places the organism in Eukaryota, Metazoa, Arthropoda, Insecta, Lepidoptera, Papilionidae.